CUUAAAAGAAAGAAACGGAGAAACCGAGAAGAGACAGAAACCCUUUGUCGCAGAUUAGAUGGGUUGCGUUUCUUCGAAACUGUUCAGUAAGGAUUUCAACCAGGAAGAAGGAACUGUUGUUGGCAAUGGCGAUUACUCGAAUCACAUCGUCUCUCUCACUUCAAGCACAUACGGAGUUCUCAGUCUCGACCAAGAAUCCGUCAAGGAAACCGUUAAAGAGACGAUGAUAUCUCCUCCUCAUCAUGUGGUGUCCCCCAAACUUCAGAGAAAGGUCAUAGAAGAUCCAGAGAUCAUAAACACUUGGAAAUUGAUGGAAGAUCUUGAAGACGAAAUCCCCAUUUCGGUACAGACCAAGAAAAGCCCCACAUCACGAGUUGCAGGUGCGGAUGCAAGGAAUCCUUCGAAAUUCUUCAACGAGAUCAACUCUCCAAAGAAGCAGAAAAAAUACUCAGGGAAGGAGAACAAGAAUCGACAGAGCGGUUAUGAUGGUUCGGUUGGAGGAACAGAGCACAAUCCCAAACAGGUACUCAAACCUAUUUCUUCUUUAGAGAAUGUGCAGAAGGCUACGUCCACUUUAAAGACACCCACGAAGGUCACUCCAGUAGAUCUCAAUUCGAGCAGUUUCAGAUUCCACCCCGUAAUUUCAAAUCCAAGAAAGAGUUUAAGUCCCCUGUUUGAUCCAGAGCUCCUUGCAUCUUUCGAGAGAGAACUCAACGAAGAGGGAGAACAGAUUAAAAAGAUGGUCUUUCCGGAACCUAGAAUUCAGAAAACCCCCGAUUCAGAGUCUAUGCUUGAAGCGUUCGAGAAGAAAUGCCCUCCUGGCGGCGAAAAUGCGGUUGUCAUCUACACUACCACCUUGAGAGGAAUCAGAAAAACUUUCGAAGACUGCAACAACGUUCGAUCUGUCAUAGAAUGCCAUAACGUUCACAUGAUUGAGCGUGACAUUUCUAUGGAUUCUGGAUUUAGGGAGGAAUUGAGGCGUUUGAUGGGGAAAAAGGAGGUUAGAGUACCUGUAGUGUUCGUGAAAGGAAGGUUGAUAGGAGGAGCAGAUGAGGUGGUGAAAAUGGAAGAAGAGGGGAAAUUGGGAAUGUUAUUUCGUGGGAUUCCAAGGGCCUUGGCUGGUUGUGAAGGGUGCGGCGGCCUAAGGUUUGUAAUGUGUGUGGAUUGCAGUGGAAGCUGUAAGGUCUUAGACCAGGACAGCAACAAAAUGGUUAAGUGUGGAGAGUGCAACGAAAAUGGUUUGAUCCAAUGCCCUAUCUGUUGUUGAACAAUACUGUGGUUCUAUCAUACCUGGGGCCACAGCAAAAAGAAAUUUGAAUGUUUUCUUUGUUUGGGAGGUAGUAUGGGUUUGGGUUUGGGUUUAAGGAAUUUUGAUUCUCUGUGCUCUUGCUCAUUGAGUGGGAAGGUCUUGUGUACUACAUUUCUUCUGCAAGGAUCUGAAACAGUGAUUUUUUUUUUUUUUUUGGGCAGAAAAACAGUGAUAAAUUUGAAGAGGGUCUCUGCGCCCUCCUUGUACGUUACUAGCUUGGGGGAAACAUGAAUAUCUUGAAUAUGAAAUCUUUCAUUUCUUACAAA
Macadamia integrifolia is the source of this 1575-nucleotide messenger RNA. RefSeq lists its product as uncharacterized. The record is from RefSeq and is a predicted model, not a curated record. NCBI's taxonomy places the organism in Eukaryota, Viridiplantae, Streptophyta, Magnoliopsida, Proteales, Proteaceae. The coding region runs from base 59 to 1267 and encodes 402 amino acids. The transcript has a single exon.